UUAUUGGAAACUCACACCCUCCCAGCCCAGUACCUUUGUCCAGUGGUGCCUUCAGCAAGCCCAGGAGCUCAGAGCCCAACAGCUGACCUUCCAGUCAUGAGCAGGACAUGGACGGCCCUCCUGCUAUUCCUGGCUUCAUCUCUUGGCUUCAACUUGGACACAGAGAAGGUGACAACCUUCCGUGUGGACAGUGCUGGGUUUGGACACAGUGUAGUCCAGUAUGCCAACUCCUGGGUGGUGGUUGGAGCCCCCAAGGAGAUAAAAGCUGACAACCAAACAGGUGGACUCUAUAAGUGUGAAUACAGCAGGGGCACAUGUAAGCCCAUCCACCUGCAGGUCCCUCCGGAGGCUGUGAAUAUGUCCUUAGGCCUGUCCCUGGCAACCACCACCAAGCCCUCCAAGUUGCUGGCCUGUGGCCCCACUGUACAUCAUGCAUGCAGAGAGAACAUAUAUUUGAAUGGGCUCUGCUUCCUGUUGGUCUCCCCCUCUGAGCAGGGCCAAAGGCUCCCAGCUGCUUUGCAGGAAUGCCCAAGGCAGAAUCAGGAUAUCGUGUUCCUGAUUGAUGGCUCAGGCAGCAUCUCCAACACAAAUUUUGCCACAAUGAUAAGAUUCGUGAAGGCUGUGAUGAGCCAGUUCCAGAGACCCAACACCCAGUUCUCUCUGAUGCAGUUCUCCAGCAAAUUCUUGGUACACUUCAAUUUCAACAAAUUCAUCUCCAGUUCAGACCCUCUAACACUGUUGGAUUCUGUACACCAGCUGAAAGGGUACACUCACACGGCCACAGCCAUCCAAAAGGUCAUAAACAUACUGUUCACCACCCAAAGUGGGGCCCGCAAGGAUGCCACCAAGAUCCUGAUUGUCAUCACUGAUGGGCAGAAGCAAGGGGACUACCUGGAUUAUAAGGAUGUCAUUCCCAUGGCUGAGGCGGCAGGCAUCAUCCGUUAUGCAAUUGGGGUUGGAGAGGCUUUUCAAAUGAGUAAUUCCUGGAAAGAAUUAAAUGACAUUGCAUCGAGGCCUGCUCAUGAAUACAUAUUUAAAGUGGAGAACUUUGAUGCUUUGAAGGAUAUUCAAAACCAGCUCCAGGAGAAGAUCUUUGCCAUUGAAGGUACAGAGACCAUAAGCAGUAGCUCUUUCGAAAUGGAAAUGUCCCAGGAGGGCUUCAGCGCUGUGUUCACACCUGAUGGACCAGUUCUGGGGACUGUGGGGAGCUUUAGCUGGUCUGGAGGUGCCUUCCUGUACCCGCCACAUAUGAACCCCACCUUCAUCAACAUGUCUCAGGAGAAUGUGGACAUGAGGGACUCUUACCUAGGUUACUCCAGUGAGCUGGCCCUUUGGAAAGGGGUGCACAGCCUUAUCUUGGGGGCCCCUCGCCACCAGCACACUGGGAAGGUUGUCAUCUUCACCCAGAUAUCCAGGCAAUGGAGGCCAAAGGCUGAAGUCACAGGGACCCAGGUCGGCUCUUAUUUUGGGGCCUCCCUCUGCUCUGUGGAUGUGGACAGCGAUGGCAGCACCGAUGUGGUCCUAAUUGGGGCCCCCCAUUACUACGAGCAGACCCGAGGAGGAGGGCAGGUGUCCGUGUGCCCCAUGCCCAGGGGGAGGAGCAGGUGGCAGUGUGCGAUCAUUCUCUGUGGAGAGCGGGGCCAUCCCUGGGGUCGCUUUGGAGCAGCUCUGACAGUGCUGGGAGAUGUUAAUGGGGACUAUCUGACAGAUGUGGCCGUUGGGGCCCCUGGAGAGGAGGAGAACCAGGGUGCUGUUUACUUAUUUCAUGGAACCUCAGGACUGGACAUCAGUCCCUCCCACAGCCAGAGAAUUGCAGGCUCUCAGUUCUCCCCCACACUCCAGUAUUUUGGGCAGUCACUGAGUGGGGGUCAGGACCUCACUAUGGAUGGACUGGUGGACCUGGCUGUAGGGUCCCAGGGACAAGUGCUGCUGCUCAGGACCAGACCUGUUCUCAGAGUGUGGGUGACCAUACACUUCACACCUGCAGAGAUCUCCAGGUCUGUGUUUGAGUGUCACGAGCAGGACUCCUCUGUCCAGGAACUGGGUGAUGCUACUAUCUGUCUUGAUAUUUAUGGAACUCCCAAGAACCAACAAAAUAACCUCCAAAGCUCUGUGACCAUUGACUUAGCCCUUGACCCUGGUCACUUGAGUCCCCGUGCUGUCUUCAAAGAGACAAAUACCAGGACCCUUACUAGAGUCAAAGACCUUGGACUGAACAAGUACUGUGAAUCUAUGAAGUUGCUCCUUCCGUCCUGUGUGGAGGACUCAUUGACUCCCAUCAUCUUGCGUCUCAACUUCUCUCUGGAGGGCAAGCCCAUCCCUUCCUUCAGAGACCUCCGGCCUAUUCUGGCUGCAGAUGCUCAGACAUACUUCACGGCUUCGCUCCCCUUUGAGAAGAACUGUGGGGCUGACCACAUCUGCCAGGAUGACCUUGGCAUCACCUUUGACUUCUCAGGCAUGAAGACCUUGGUGGUGGGAAGUAACCUGGAGCUGAACGCAGAAGUAACAGUGUCAAAUGACGGUGAAGAUUCCUAUGGAACCACAGUCACCUUCUUCUACCCAACAGGGCUGUCCUAUCGACGUGUGUCAGGGGGCCAGCUGAAGCUGCGCCCCGUGCACUGGACAUGUGACAGCACCCCAGCAGGGAGCCAGGGUACCUGGAGAACCAGCUGCAGCAUCCACCACCUCAUCUUCCGCGGGGGCACUAAGAUCACCUUCUUGGCUACCUUUGAUGUCUCCCCCAAAGCUGUGCUGGGAGACAGGCUGCUUCUGACAGCCAAUGUGAGCAGUGAGAAUAACUCCCCCAGGACCAGCAAGACCACCUUCCAGCUGGAGCUCCCGGUGAAGUAUGCUGUCUACCCUGUGAUCAGCAGCCACGACCAAUCCACCAAGUACCUCAACUUCUCAGCUUCAGAGGAGAAGGGAGGCAGUGUGGCCAAGCACAGAUACCAGGUGAAUAACCUGGGACAAAGGGACCUGCCUGUCAGCAUUGACUUCUGCGUGCCUGUGAAUCUGAAUGGAGUGGCUGUGUGGACAGAGGUGGAGGUCUCUCCCCUUCAGAACCCAUCCAUUCAGUGCUCUUCGGAGAGACUAGUUCCCACAGAGUCUGACUUCCUGACUCAUAUUCAUAAGAAUCCUGUGCUGGACUGUUCCAUUGCUGGCUGCCUGAGGUUCCGCUGUGACAUCCCCUCCUUCGGCAUCCAGGAGGAGCUUGACUUCAUCCUGAAGGGCAACCUCAGCUUUGGCUGGGUCAGCCAGACAUUGCAGAAGAAGCUGUCGGUCAUGAGUGUGGCUGAAAUCACAUUUGACAGAUCUGUGUAUGCCCAGCUUCCAGGACAGGAGGCAUUUUUGAGAGCCCAGAUGAAGACAGUGCUGGAGAAGAAUGAGGUCUAUGACCCUAUCCCCCUCAUUGUGGGCAGCUGUGUGGGAGGUCUGCUGCUACUGGCUCUCAUCACUGCCACAUUGUAUAAGGUUGGCUUCUUCAAACGUCAAUAUAAGGAAAUGAUGGAGGAAGCAAAUGGACAGCUUGUCCCAGAAAAUGGAACAUUAGACCCCCAAGAUGCUCAGUGAAAAAUGACUUCCUGUUCUCCUUUGGAACUAUUCUCCCCGAUAGGUUUUCUAGUUCCUCUUACUCUCACCUGUGUUGGGCCUAAGGGGGAAAGAACAUUCCACACGAAGGAGGCUGGGAUCAGGCUGCUUUCACUUUUUGGGAAAAUGCAAUAUGUCUACCCCAGAGUGUCUUGUCUGGGAAGUUUUAUUCAUCUUGUCAAGGCUCCAGCUGGAAACCCUGAGGACUGGGUCUCUGUCAUGAUCUAGAGGGCUUGGAAUUUCUACCCAGAAAUCCAUGGACUAUAGUCUCAGGUUCCAGUCUCCCUCCCUCCACUAGCCACCAGUGAUCUUUCUAAAAUACAGAACUAAAUGAGUCA
This is a messenger RNA of Marmota flaviventris (yellow-bellied marmot), 3926 nucleotides long. RefSeq names its product integrin subunit alpha X (gene Itgax). Gene Ontology annotation, molecular function: integrin binding. Lineage: Eukaryota; Metazoa; Chordata; Mammalia; Rodentia; Sciuridae. Gene Ontology annotation, cellular component: external side of plasma membrane; integrin complex. Gene Ontology annotation, biological process: cell adhesion mediated by integrin; integrin-mediated signaling pathway; cell-matrix adhesion. The record is from RefSeq and is a predicted model, not a curated record.